Messenger RNA from Astyanax mexicanus (Mexican tetra), 2053 nucleotides. It is a transcript of the gene dnajb11, whose product is annotated as DnaJ heat shock protein family (Hsp40) member B11. The transcript is spliced from 10 exons. The record is from RefSeq and is a predicted model, not a curated record. Gene Ontology annotation, molecular function: misfolded protein binding. Lineage: Eukaryota; Metazoa; Chordata; Actinopteri; Characiformes; Acestrorhamphidae. The coding region runs from base 83 to 1165 and encodes 360 amino acids. Gene Ontology annotation, biological process: protein maturation; protein folding. Gene Ontology annotation, cellular component: endoplasmic reticulum.
UAGAACAGGAAGCGGUCACUGCACUACACAACACACAGAAAGCCGGUGUGUUUUACUGCGCUUCGGGAUUAAAGCGAGACCUAUGGCCGCGGGAGGGAUGAAACUAUCGAGUAUAUGCUGUCUGCUCUUAUAUUUAGUAGCGACAGUACUGGCUGGGAGGGAUUUCUACAAGAUUCUUGGGGUUAGCAAAUCAGCAUCUAUCAAAGACAUCAAGAAAGCCUACAGAAAGUUGGCACUUCAGCUUCAUCCUGACCGAAACCCUGAUGACCCCAGUGCCCAGGACAAAUUUGCAGAUCUCGGAGCUGCUUAUGAGGUGCUGUCAGACGAGGAGAAAAGGAAACAGUAUGAUGCCUAUGGAGAGGAGGGUCUGAAGGAAGGUCAUCAUAGCUCGCAUGGUGAUAUCUUUUCCAGCUUCUUUGGGGACUUUGGGUUUAUGUUUGGAGGAAACAGGCAGCAGCAGGACCGGAACAUCCCAAGAGGAAAUGACAUUAUCCUGGACCUGGAAGUUACACUGGAGGAGGUUUAUUCUGGAAAUUUUGUUGAGGUAGUGCGAAACAAGCCAAUUGCUAAAGAGGCACCAGGAAAAAGGAAAUGCAACUGUCGCCAGGAAAUGAGAACUACACAGCUCGGGCCAGGCCGCUUCCAGAUGACCCAGGAAGUAGUCUGUGAUGAAUGCCCAAACAUUAAGCUUGUGAAUGAAGAGAGGACACUAGAGGUGGAGAUUGAGCAGGGAGUCAGAGAUGAGAUGGAAUAUCCCUUCAUUGGUGAAGGGGAGCCACACAUUGACGGAGAGCCUGGAGAUCUCCGCUUCCGUAUCAAAGUCUUAAAACAUCCGCUGUUUGAGCGCAGAGGUGAUGACCUGUACACUAACGUCACCAUCAGUCUGGUUGAGGCUCUGGUUGGAUUUGAAAUGCAGAUCACGCAUUUAGACGGUCACAAGGUUCAUAUCGCCAGGGAUAAAAUCACCAAACCUGGAUCCAGAUUGUGGAAGAAGGGUGAAGGGCUUCCCAACUUUGACAACAACAAUAUCCGCGGAUCACUUAUAAUAACAUUUGAUGUGGAUUUCCCCAAGGAACAGCUUGAUGAUCAGCAGAAAGAUGGUAUAAAGCAGCUGUUGAAGCAGGCUCCAGCUCAGAAGGUUUAUAAUGGCUUGCAGGGAUACUGACACACCAUCCAGUGAAUUUCGGACUAAAUUGAACUGCCCCGUUCCGUAACACACCACAUGAAAGCUCACACGGGCACUCACACACAGAGAAACAAGCAUCUAGGGUUUAUUUAUUUCUCUCAGACUGUACUCAGGAUAGGUUGACUGUAUGUGUGGGUUUUUAUUUGGUAUUUUUAAUUUUUCUUUUUUUUUUUGUGAUGAUUGCAAUUUUAUUAAACUUUUUUCAUGCCCAAAUUAUUUUUCUUUCUUUCAAUGUUUUUUUUGUUUUUUUAUAACAGUUACAAAGCCUUUCUGACUACAGUUUGGGUAUUUGUAUGUAAGAAGACUUAAAGUGGACAUUUGAUUGGUUUUCCAUGUUGGUCGACCAUUAGCAAGUCCUGGACUGCAACAACAGGGAGGGAAAUGAGAGAGACUGAGCCUUUAUAUCAGAGGACACUAUGGAAACACCAGCCUCUGUGUUUUAUAGAUCUUCAGAAAGAGUUUACAUGAAUGUAUGUUGAUUAUUUGUAGGCUUUAAUCUCUUGUUUUUCUUCCUCUAGCUUUUCUGUUUUCUCUUUUUGGUGUUAUUUUUCACUCUCCCCUUUUGUGCUUGUUGAUCUUUUCCUCAAAAGGCAUUUUUUUCAUAGUAGUGGGGAUAGGACUGAUUCAGCCUGAUUUUUUAUUUUUAUUUUUUUGACUGCCUCUGUCUAGGACCCUUCUGAUGUUCAGAUCUCUGUGUUUCCUCUUGUUCACGGUCGCCUGCUUGAACAAGCCUGUCUGACUUCACCAGUGAGAAAGGGACUAGUGCACUAAAAGUUGUCCAGGUGCCCAAUUGGAGGAAAGUGUGUGAACGUUUGUAUAUUUCAAAUGAAGACCUCAAUUAAAAAAAGUUUCUAAUGGUGUUUCAAA